AUUUUAUAUAGCUUAUAAUUGAUUAACUGCCAAAUAGUUUUCCUACUUCCGCUUAAUAAAAAAAAACUCAGUAUUGUAAUUGUGAUUUGCAAUUUGAAAUUUUAUUAUUUUUUUCGUACUAUUAUAGAGUUGUCAUUCGAACCAGUCGUACCUGAACCCGCACCGAUAUAAAACGCCGACACGUGGCGGCUCCUACAAAAUGGCCAAGAAAAAUAGAUUAAAGACUAUGGAAAAUGAUAAUUACAAUGAAGAUGAAGAACUAGACUUCAGUGAUCCUGAAGGUUUUGUUGAUUCUAUAUCUGAUGAAGAGCUUCUUGGUGACCUCCUGAGACAGCGUCCAAAAGAGAGCGAUGCGACCCAAAACGUCAUCAUUGUUGAUGGGGUUCCUCAAGUGGGCCCUGACAGACUGGAAAAGCUGAAGAGUCUCAUGAAGAAACUCUUCAAAGAUUUUGGAAAUGGAAUUGUCAAUGAACAUUUUCCUGUUAAUGAAGAAGGCAUAACAAAAGGAUUUGUUUUCUUGGAGAUGAAGGAUCGUGCCAGUGCUGAAGAGGCUGUGAGGUUGCGCAACAAUUACAAGCUGGACAAGUCUCACACUUUGAGCUGUAAUUUACUCACUGAUGUUGACAAAUAUACAAAUGUUCCAGAGAAUUUUGAGACUCCAGCUCCCCAGCCAUACCAGGAUAUGGGCAACGUUCACUAUUACCUGCUUGAUGAGAACUGCUUCGAUCAAUUCGCCGUUAUAUACGAUGCUGGUGGCAAGACAGCUAUUUAUCUCAACUCGGUUCCUGAACCCACACUUAUUGAAGAGAGAACGUGCUGGACAGAGACGAUGGUGCGGUGGUCGCCCCGCGGGACGUGCCUUGCUACCUUUCAUCAGAAGGGAAUUGCCCUCUGGGGAAGACAAGAUUUCAAACAAAUCCAAAAAUUCCAUCACCCAGGAGUGCAAUUUAUUGAUUUUUCACCAAUGGAGAAGUACAUAGUCACGUUUUCCCCAACUGUAGAGCAGCGAGAAGACCCAAAAUCCAUCUUUAUUUGGGACUUCCGCACAGGCCAGAAGAAGCGAGCCUUCCAUGCAGAGCGCAUGCUUGUAUGGCCAGUUUUCAAGUGGUCGCCAGAUGACAAAUACUUUGCCCGUAUGGGUGAAAACCUCAUCAGCGUGUAUGAAACUCCUUCAUUCGGUCUGUUAGACAAGAAGAGCGUCAAGAUCAACGGCGUGAAAGACUUCAGCUGGUCCCCCACCAACAACGUCAUCGCGUACUGGAUUGCAGAGAACAAGGACGUACCUGCUAAAGUUUCCAUCAUGUCGAUACCUAACAGAGAAGACAUACGAUCCAAGAAUUUGUUCAACGUUGCGUCGUGCAAAAUGCACUGGCAAAAGUGCGGCGACUAUCUCUGCGUGAAGGUGGAACGGUACACCAAAGCCAAGAGGGAGAAGAACGAAGUCAAAUACACCGGUAUUUACUACAGCUUUGAAAUCUUUCACAUGAGAGAAAAAGGAAUCCCCGUUGACAGCAUUGAAAUCAAAGAAAAUAUUCUUUGCUUUGAGUGGGAGCCCGUGGACAACAAGUUUGCCAUCAUCAGCGGCGAGUCUCCUUCCAUCAGCGUCUCCUUCUACCAGGUCAACAAAGGCCAGGCGCCCACCGAGCUCAAGAGAUUCGAGAAGCGUGCGUGCAACUCCAUCUUCUGGUCGCCACGUGGCCAGUUUUUGGUGUUGGCUGGUCUGGGCCAAAUGAGUGGCGCUUUAGAGUUCAUUGACACUAAGGACUUCCAGGUGAUGCAAACGACGGAGCACUUCAUGGUCACGGACAUAGAGUGGGAUCCUACCGGCCGCUAUGUGGCCACCGUCGUGUCGUGGUGGGGACACAAGGUGGACAACGCAUAUUGGCUGUGGUCUUUUCAAGGCAAAUGUCUAAGGAAGCAGCCUUUGGACCAAUUAUGCCAGUUCAUCUUCCGACCCCGACCGCCGUCCCCGCUCACGCCUCAAGACUUCAAGGACAUUAAGAGGAACAUGAAGAAGUACACGGCCACUUUUGAGAUACAAGACAAGAUGCGCAGCAGCAAAGCAAACAAGGAAAUAAUCGAAAAACGCCAGGAACUCAUGAAAAUGUUUGACGAAUAUCGACAGCAGACCAAGGAGCGCUUGAGCGCAGAGAAAAAAGAACGCAUCAAAUUGCGAGGGAAGGAUACCGAUUCUGGAGUAGCCUCAGACGAAAUGAUGGAAGAAGUCAUCGAGUUCUUGGUGAAGAAAGAGACAGUGCUAGUGCAGUAGGCGGCACUGGACACCCAUUCUGUGCCACGCUUGCUAGCCGACUUGCGAUACUCGCGUGCACGAUAAUGUGUACCGUGCGGUCAACUGUCGGUGGUGGUUGGUAGGAUUUUUUUGUUUCCCCAUUUAUCUAUCUUGUUCAUCUAACUGAAAUUUCGGGAAGAAGUGGUAGUGAGUGAAUGUUAAAGAUUUUUUUUUUCAUUGUUCAAGGUAAUUCAUCACUUCAAGGUAAUUUCGACCUGACAUGGAAAUGUGUUAAAAUGAAUAGCCUUGGCGUUCAGCAAAUACCCACGGCAAAGGCCCUGUAACGGAAAAUAAUUAUUCUGUGAAUAUACGUACCACCACC
Messenger RNA from Hyalella azteca, 2612 nucleotides. RefSeq names its product eukaryotic translation initiation factor 3 subunit B (gene eIF3b). The transcript has 13 exons. Gene Ontology annotation, molecular function: RNA binding; translation initiation factor activity; translation initiation factor binding. Bases 200 to 2269 code for a protein of 689 amino acids. The record is from RefSeq and is a predicted model, not a curated record. NCBI's taxonomy places the organism in Eukaryota, Metazoa, Arthropoda, Malacostraca, Amphipoda, Hyalellidae. Gene Ontology annotation, cellular component: eukaryotic translation initiation factor 3 complex. Gene Ontology annotation, biological process: translational initiation.